CACUCUUGUCUGGACUCUGGAGACAUAAAAAAUAAAAAUAAAAGUCUGGACUCAAAUUCACUCGUACUAGUUUAUACUUUUCGGGACUGUGAAAAUCUCACUUGUAGGAGUUUCAGAUCAGAAGCUCAGGUGGAGAAGAAAUUCAAAGAGAUGGGAUCUGGGAGUUUUCUCAAGGUGGUGGCGAAGAACUUUGAUGUUCUUGCUGGGCCUUUGGUUACUCUGGCUUACCCUCUAUAUGCUUCAAUUAGAGCAAUUGAGACCAAAUCUCGUAUAGAUGAUCAGCAAUGGCUCACAUAUUGGGUUCUCUAUUCCAUGAUCACCCUCUUCGAGCUCACCUUUGCUAAAGUUAUUGAGUGGCUCCCUUUUUGGUCUUACGCGAAACUGAUUGUCAGCUGCUGGUUGGUUUUGCCUUACUUCGGUGGGGCUGCAUAUGUAUAUGAGCAUUUCGUUAGACCUUUCUUCGUGAACCCACAAACAGUAAAUAUCUGGUACAUCCCACGGAAGAAGGAUUUUUUCAGUAAGCCAGAUGACAUUCUGACAGCUGCGGAGAAAUACAUUGAACAGAAUGGGACAGAAGCAUUUGAGAAGCUCGUUAAUAGGACUGAUAAAGGGGUGGCAUCCAGGAGUAGCAAUUUCAUGAUCUUUGAUGGUGAUGAUGACUAUAGGUACUGAGCAUUGCAAUUUUCUAUAUUUUCUUUCUUAGCCGCUUUCCCAGCUGAAGCAACACCGUACAGUGAUGUUUACCUUGGUCGUGAGAACCCCUUCAUGGACUAUCCGAUAGUACUAUUUUAGCAGCCGAGGCCUCCUUAUACAGUAGAGAAAGGUAGGGUAGACACUACUAUGUUGGCCUGUUUGUGGAUAUGUAAUGUUUCCUUCCUGUUUUUUUUUUUCCUGGAUGGAGUGUCGUCUUCUGACUUGAACUUGGCUUUGUUCUCCUAUUGUCUUGUACAAGUUUGUGUGCUUAAAGGGCUAUGUAUUUAUAUUGUACAAGUGAUUUUCUUGCAUCUCUUUUGGUAAAAUAGUAUCUCUCUCCAGUUGGUUGA
Molecule: messenger RNA, 1043 nt
Organism: Macadamia integrifolia
Lineage: Eukaryota; Viridiplantae; Streptophyta; Magnoliopsida; Proteales; Proteaceae
Product: HVA22-like protein a
Exons: 5
Coding region: 151-672 (173 amino acids)
Source: RefSeq, a predicted model, not a curated record